Messenger RNA from Stegostoma tigrinum, 10426 nucleotides. It is a transcript of the gene kcng1, whose product is annotated as potassium voltage-gated channel, subfamily G, member 1. The transcript is spliced from 3 exons. Gene Ontology annotation, biological process: regulation of delayed rectifier potassium channel activity; protein homooligomerization; potassium ion transmembrane transport. The record is from RefSeq and is a predicted model, not a curated record. The coding region runs from base 173 to 1687 and encodes 504 amino acids. Gene Ontology annotation, molecular function: protein binding; delayed rectifier potassium channel activity. Gene Ontology annotation, cellular component: voltage-gated potassium channel complex; membrane. Lineage: Eukaryota; Metazoa; Chordata; Chondrichthyes; Orectolobiformes; Stegostomatidae.
GCAGGCGCUGGGCGCAAAGUGUAAUAGCUGCGAGUUUUUAACUAAGAAAACUGUCGUCUAAAGUAACUUUACCAAACAGAAACCCGCGGAAUUUUCGGUGCGUGGUUAUUUUUCUGUUUGCUGCACUUCCCAAAUGCACUGGGCUCGAGUGAUGUGAGGAGCUGUAUUCAGGAUGACGCUGCUGGCAGGAGACAGUUCAGAUUAUGAUUACAGCGCCCUCAGCUGUGCCUCUGACAACUCCUUUAAUCAAACAAUCUACAAUGAAACACAGACUCUGAAAGGUGUGUUUUACAGUAGAGCCCACCACAUACACUCUCAAGACUAUUUGUAUACCAAUGCAUUCCCAGAGGAUCGGAAGCACCAUGUUAUAAUAAAUGUUGGAGGAAUAAAAUACUUAUUACCAUGGACCACACUGGAUGAUUUUCCUUUAACACGUCUGGGGCAGUUGCGAUUUUGCCACAAUUUUGAUGAAAUAAUGAAAAUCUGUGAUGAUUACGAUGUGACAUGCAAUGAGUUUUUCUUUGAUCGGAACCCAGGCACCUUUAGGACGAUCUUGACUUUCCUGAGAGCUGGGAAAUUGAGACUUUUGAGAGAAAUGUGUGCCCUUUCUUUCCAAGAGGAAUUGUUGUACUGGGGCAUUGAAGGUGACAAUUUAGAGUGGUGUUGUCGUCGCCGAUAUCUGCAGAAACUUGAAGAAUUUGCAGAAAUGAACACUAUUGAGGAAGAUCUGGCAGAGGGUGAAAGGAUGGGCGAUUCUGUUGAACCAUCAGGAUGUAAUCACUUCAUGACAAAACUUAGGGAUAUGGUGGAAAACCCUCAGUCGGGACUCCCAGGAAAAAUCUUUGCCUGCCUUUCUGUUAUUUUUGUGACUAUUACUGUAGUUAACCUAUCCAUCAGCACCAUGCCUGACCUCAGGGCUGAAGAGGAUAAAGGUGUAUGCUCACAGAAGUGCUACAAUAUUUUCAUUGUGGAAACUGUCUGUGUAGGCUGGUUUUCACUGGAGUUUAUGUUACGAUUCAUUCAGGCUCGCAGCAAAUUUGUCUUCCUGAGGACUCCACUCAAUAUCAUUGACAUUGUAGCCAUCUUACCCUAUUACAUAACUCUUCUGGUGGACACCACAUCAGUGGAAAAUGGAAAACCAGGAGGAGGAAGCAGUUACAUUGACAAGGUGGGCCUGGUUCUGCGAGUCCUCCGUGCCUUGAGGAUUUUGUAUGUCAUGCGCCUUGCCAGGCACUCCCUGGGACUACAGACACUGGGGCUAACAGCGCGCAGGUGUACCCGUGAAUUUGGUCUCCUUCUUUUAUUCUUGUGUGUGGCCAUUGCACUCUUUGCCCCAUUGCUUUAUCUUAUUGAGAAUGAAAUGUCUAGUUCACAUGAGUUCACAAGCAUACCAGCAUGUUACUGGUGGGCUGUUAUCACCAUGACGACAGUUGGCUAUGGAGAUAUGGUGCCUCGAAGCAUCCCAGGCCAAGUGGUGGCACUAAGCAGUAUUUUAAGUGGCAUCCUUCUCAUGGCCUUCCCUGUAACCUCCAUCUUUCACACUUUCUCUCGCUCAUAUGUGGAGUUAAAGCAAGAACAGCAAAGAGACCAGAGAAGAUUACAGAUUAUGGUUAAACCUAAACCACAGAUGAACAUUAUUUCACAAGAAAAUGAGAACUUAUUUUCAAGUCUCUCUUCAGAACCAUGAGAAAACUAAAGAACAAUUGAAAAGCAGAUGUGAGAAACAACUUUCAUUUGUGGAACAUGGUGCAUUUUCUUUUUGCAGGGAAUGAAAUUUGAGUAGCAAUCUGAUGUUUAGAAUUCAUACUUAUGAAUACAAUGAUUUUUUUUUGAGAAUGUAGCAACUUACAACCUUCCAGACAGUAGGCCAAAUACUUAAGUGUGAUUUCUAGGUAUAUAUUUAAAUUUAACCUAUAAGGCACUAGUGAGACAAAUUUACAUUGUGUUGAAUGCUGGCAAGAUUUAGCAUGAUCAAGCUGAACAGUUGCUUCAGCAAUGAAUGUCACUCAGCAACCUAGAAAUUGUUACCAAAUUAUAAUCAUAACUGAAUAUUUGUAAUAAACCACAACACCUCACACAAGGACUGUCAAAAGUAACACAUAACCACCUACCAUUAUUCUACAUUAACGUGAUGUUGAUGAGGAUUGCCUGAAAUAUUUGAGGAAGCAGCAGAUUUUUUUUUAAGGAGGUUUAAUUCUAACCAUUUACCUUCCCAAACACAAAUUGUGGUUCACAUGGAGCAAUCUAAUUGGUCAGGGGAGCAUGGAAAUAAUCCAAAAACUGAAACAAAACAAAACUGAAAUGCUUCAAAAAAAUUGCAUGGAAUUUACAUUCUCAGCAAACAAGGAUCCUGCAAUGAGUACCUGUACUAUAAACAAUUUAUACAAGAUCAAGUUUUAAAAUCUGAACUUUGAAAGAUAUUUCAUUCUUGAACACUAUACAGUCAAUUUUCAGAAAAAAUCAUGUGAUCUGGCUGCCAAAUGUUGCUAAAUUGUUUAAAUUACAGAUAGCUCUAUUUGAACGUGUGAUUUCUUUUGUUGAACUAUUUGGCAAAUUUUAAGAUAUUUUACAAUCCCUGGUGACUGCCUUCAGAAUCGGCCAUAUGCUUAACUCUUCGUUAAGACGAUUCAUUUUGCUGAACUGCCUAAAAAUAAAAAUUAUGUCAGACUUCUUUGUGCAGGGCCACAAACUGGAAGCUAUGCCAGCUUUGAGUUGGUGGUGUCACAGGGUUUCUUGUGGAUUUGCUUCAUUGUUAUUGAUGUUAACACUGAAUUAACAUUUGCCAUGGAGCACUUACGUAGCUAACAACACAGAAACAGGUUAUUUAUCUCAAAUGGUUUGUGCUGUUACUUAUCCCCCACACAAGCCACCUUCUAAUCCUUUCCAUCUAACCUUAUCAUUUGUAUGACAUUUCUAUUCAUUCCACCGUCAUCUAUUUAUCCAGGUUUCCCUUUAAAUGCCAUUUAUAGCAACUACCUUUUUCUCAUGAUUGCAGAUUUUAUGUUUCCAUUACCCUCUGGUUAAGAUGCUUCUGUUGAAUUUUUAUUAGAUACUGUUGUGUAUUUAUGGCUGCUUGUUCAGCUCGCUCCCUUAAGACCACAAAACACAGCAGUAGAUUUACAUAGAAGCACAAAUGAUAAGACCAAGGGUAGGCCAUUGACAGCUCAAGUCUACUCCAUUUCAUUAUGACCAUGUUCCUCUCAUUCAACACAAUGAAUUAUGAAUCAAACUUAAUGAAAUCAUGGCUGAUCAGAUAAUCCUCAAUUCCCACUUUCCUAUCGUAUCUCCCAUUACCUUUGAUUCUUUUAAUGAUUCUAUAUUUUUCUGUUUCAGCCUUGAAUAUAUUGAAAAGUCCAGCCUUAACUGCUUUGUAAGAUAAAAAAUUCCACAGAUUUGCUACCCUCUGAAAGAAAAAGUUCCUCCUCUGCCUUAAAGAGAAAGCCCCUUACUCUGAGUUUAUAUCGUCCUGCCUUACAGUAUGCCCCAACAGGAAACAGCUUCUCCGCAUCUACCUUGUCAAGCCCCAUGAGAAUUCUGUGUUUCAAUAUGAUUUCCUAUCAUUCUUCUGUAUUCCAAUGAGUACAGACCCAACCUACUCAACCUUUCCUUUAUAAGAAAGCCCCUCUAUGUCUGGGAUCAGCCUAGUGAAAGUUCUCUGGACUAAUUCCAAUGCCAGUGUAUCUUUCCCUUUAGGCUAGGGGCCCAAAACAAUCCACAGUAUUCCAGCCAUGAUGUGACCAGUCUUUUACUGUUUUUAUACUCCAUUCCCUUUGAAAUAAGGAGCAACAUUAUAUUUGCUUUCCCAUUACCCACUGAAUUGAGAUGCUAGUUUUUUGUGAUUUAUACACUAGGCACCCUAAAUACCUCUGAACUGCUGCUUUCUGCAGUCUUUCCCUGUUUAAAUACUUGGUUAUUCUGUUCAUCUGUUACAUAAUAUUCAGUUAUUCUCCAUGCAAAAGUACUUAACGUCUCACUUUCCACACUAUGUUUCAUCUACCAAAUCUUUUUCCUCAGUCACUUAACCUGUCUAUAUCCCUUUUGUAGACAAAAUCUGCCAUCUUCAUUACUUGCUUUCCCACCUAUUUUUUGACCGUAGACUUAACGAUAAUAGUUUAACUUUUGUCAUGCAAGUUAUUAAUCUAUACUGUAAAUAAAUGUUGCUCCAACACUGAUCCCUGUGGCAGUUAACAAGUUCCAUAGAAACAUAGAAAACAGGCACAGAAGUAGGCCAUUCAGCCAUUUGAACCUGCACUGCCAUUCAACUCCUGGAAAACUUCCAGUAUUUAGGUUUCAAUCGCUAUCUGUGACAGUGAAUUCCACAGGCUCCUCACUUCCUGUGGAGAAAUUUCUCCUUAUCUUAGUGUUCUAUCCUUUGGCUGUGACCCCUCUUUCUGGACUCUCCGAUCACCAGGAACAAACUUCCUGUAUUUACCCUGUCUAAUUCUGUUGGAAUUUCACAGGUUUCUGAGAUCCUGUCCUCAUUCUUUUAAACUCCAGUGAAUAUAGUCCUAAUCAACCCAGUCUCUGUCUUCAUUCGUUUGUCCUGCCAUCUCAGGAAUUGGUCUGGUAAAUCUUUGUCACAGUCCCUCUAUAGCCAGAUCAUAGUUCCUCAGAUAAGAAAACUAAAACUGCACACCCUAGGUGUGGUCUCACUAACGCCUUGUAGAAUUAUAGUAAGGCAUCAGUGCUGUACUAGAAUCCUUUCGCUAUGAGAGUCAAUGUACCAUUGUUGUCUUCACUUUAUGCUGCACCUACAUGCUUCUUUUCAGCAACAGGUGUACAAGUACACCCAGGCCUCAUUGUAUCUCCCUUUUUUCUAGUCUAUCAUCAUUCACAUAAUCGACCUUCGUGUUUUUGUUACCGAAGUGGAUAAUAUCACAAUUAUCUGCAUUAUGCUUCAUCUGUCAUAUGUUUGCCCACUCACUCAACCUGUCCAAAUCACACUGAAGUAUCUCUGCAUCUUCCUCACAGUUCACCCUCCUACCUAGUUUUAGGUCAUCUGCAAGGGUUGGAAAUAAUGCUGUUAGUUCCCUCAUCUAAAUGAUUAAUAUAUAUUUAGUGUUGAUGCCCCCUUUAUCCCAAUCCUCUGUCUUCUGUUAAUUGGCCUAAGCUCAACUCGUUCUAAGAUAUUACUCUUACUAAGUAGCAUCAUUUGCAGUACCUUAUCAAAUGCCCUUUUGAGAUCCAAAUGAAUCAAAUUUACUGGUUCCCCUUGUCUACACUGCUUGUUACCUCUUCAGAGAACAUGCAAAUUUGUCAGGCACGAUUUCUUUUCAUGAAGCCAUGCUGACUGUGCUUGAUUACAAUAUUUUUUUCUGAAUGCUGUGCUAUUACAUCACUUAACAGUCUAUUGUUACCUAUUUUUGUCUCCCUCCCCUGCAAAUAAGGUUGUUAGACUGGCAGUUUUCCAAACACGGGACUUUUCCAAAAAUCUUGAGAUUCUGGAAGUUUGCAACCAGUGCAUUCACUACCUCUUACUUUAAAAUCCUAGCGGACUUAGCAGCCUUCAGUCUCAUGAGUUUCCCAGCACAUUUUCUCAAGUAAUAAUUAUUGUAUACACAUUUCCUUCCACCACUUCCCUACCUAGCCUCUCUUUAGCCUUUUGAUUAUUUAGUAUUUUUGAAUGCUGUUGGAGUGCUUUACCAUGAAGAUUGAUGCAAAGUAUUUAUUCAACUCAUCCUUCAUUUACCGCAUCCAUAUUGUUUUUUCGGCAGUCUUAUUAUCUAAGAAGCCUAUGUUUACUGUUGCCUGUUUCAUUCUUGAAAAAUAAAGCUCUUACUGUCUGUUUUUACGUUAUUGGUUUGUUUGCUCUCAGGUUUAUCUUCUUCUUCUUUAUUUUUUGCAUAAUUUUUGUUGGCUUUCAAAACUUUCCCAGUCACCCAAUUUACUUUUAAUGUCUUUCUUUCAGUUUUCCUACAAUUUCAUACUUCCCUGCUUAUCCACUGAUGGUUUAUCCUUCUUCCUCACUGGGAUAUAUCUUUGCUGUGAGACAUAAAUGAAACUAUUUUAAAUAUCUGCCAUUGUUAAUCACUUCUUUUCUCAGCCCACUGCAGUCAAUUUGCCCUCAUUCCCAUGUGAUUAUCCUUAUUUAAGUUCAGCAUGGUUGUUCCUGAUCCAAGCUGUUCACUUUUAAACUGAAUGCUGCCAUGUUGUGGUCAUGUUCCCAAGGCAAUUCCUUAUCUGAGGUCAUCUGUUAAACCUGCCUUAUUACAUUACUGUAUAAUGAGGCAGAGAGACUGCCUUGUCAAGCUAUUGUGUAAUCUUAACCUCUUUCAGAUCACUCCUCUGCCGUUUUUUCUUUCCUUGAAAAAGAACUCCAGUCAAUCCUAAUUGAUACUAUUCAAAUGUUCUGGUCUUAUCUUUAGAAAUUAAAUUUAAUCAAAUUUGCUGUAAAGUUGGUAGGAAUCUCGCCCAUAGUGCACAUGAAAAUGAUAUAGUAACAAUGCCUGAGGAGAAAGCUUCAUACUUGGCUGCAUGAAGUUAGUACUGGUUUUUAAAAUUCCAUUACUUUACAAAAUAUUUAGAUAUGCACUUGCAACCCAAGGCAUACAAAGCUAUGGGCCAAGUGCUGGUAAAUGGGGUUAGAAUAGUUGGGUGCUUGUUUUUGACCAACACAGUCAAUGGGUGAAGGGCCUUUUUCUGUGACGUAGACCUCUAUGAUUUCUAAGUUAUCAACUGGAAUUAUAUAAUCUUCCCUAGUGUGUAGACAUUACUGAAGAAGAAUACCCAAUAGUGACACAGUAAGCAAACAGGAUAUUUUGAUGUGUCGAGAAUCAAUACUAUAUCAGAGAAAUAACAGUUAAACUGUAGAUUAUACGUGGUGCGUUGCUAAUACAAUCAUGAUUUUUACAUUAUAGAACUCAGCUGAGAACAUCUUUACAUAAAACUAUCCAAUUAGUCUGGAUCCCUUAAGAAAUCAUUAUCAAAGGAUUUUCUAAGAUAUACUUAGAACGACAGAAGUUUGCAGCAAGAAAGGAAGUCCUUUGUCCUUUUGUUUCAGUGAUGAGGUAAUCUAAAACAAAUUUCAUUCUCCCCAUUUCCACAAUCUGAUAUAUUCCAAUGCUUCAAAUAUUUAUCCAGUUCUUUACUUUAAAAAUGCAAUGGUCUCUUAUGUGUCACACUCUUAAUGACACUUUUAGGUUGAUGACACCUUGUCAUCAAUUCCCCAACCAAAGGAGAUCUUUUUCCAUGUUCACUCCAUCAAAACCAUUAUUAAAUCUCCUCUAAUCCUUCUCUGCAGUUGCAGCAUCUCAAGACUUUCAGUCUAAUUGUAGUUUCCUAUCUCUGUCAAGAAACUUUACACUUUUUAGAUUUAAUGUUUUUGUAAUGGAAUACUUAAAACAGCAGAAUAUACCCUAUUUGAGUUUUGAUACAUGAAUUGAUUUAGUGGAGAAACUAUCUUUUUAAAUAAUUAGAUCAGAAGAUCUACUCUAAAACAAGUCACGUUUUAAAUUGGUAUCUUUUAUCCUGCACAUUGUUUCUGCUUAAAUAAUCCUCCAAUUCAUUUUGGAAAGCCUCAUUUGAACCUACCUCCACAAUACUUUUAGGUAAUGUACUCCAGACCUAACUACGAAGUGAAAAGGUUUUCGUUUGCCUCAUAUUUGCUUCGUUUGCAGAAUACUUUAAAACUGUGCCCCUCUGUUUUUUGAUCGAUUUCUGAGUAGGAAAUUUCAUGCCUUACAUUCUGUCCAGACCCUUCAUUAGUUUGAAAACUUCUAUCAAAUCUCCACUUCGCUUUCUCCUCUCUAAGGAAAAUAGUCCCAACUUUACCAAUCUUUCUACGUAACUGAAGUGUCUCUCUCCUGGAACCAUUCUCAUAGACCUCUUCUGAGGUCUCCUUGCUCUAGUGUUACACCCAGAACUAUACAUAGUACUCUAGCUGAAGUCUAACUAGUGUCUUAUAUACAUUCAGCAUAACUUCCCUGCUGUUGUAUUCAAUGUUCCUAUUUAUGAAGCCAAGAAUACUGUAUGCAUUAUAAACUACUCUGUCUGCCUAUUCUGCCACCUUUUAUUGACUCAUAUGCAUCAUGAUCUAUCUGCUCUUGCACACUUUUUGGGAUAGUAUUCUUUGUUCCUCCAUUUUCUUUAUACCAAAAUACAUCACCUCACACUUCUCCACAUUGAACUUCAGAUAUCACUUCUCUCUCCAUUCCACCAACAUGUCAAUUUCCAUUUGAAAUUUUAUAAUGUCCUCACAGUUCACAAUUAUCAAGUUUUGUGUUGGUCACAAGUUUUGAAAUUGUUUUGUGCGUACCACGACCUAAGUAAUUUAUACAUCAGGGAAAACAAAGGUUCCAAUACUGACCCCUAGAAAUUUCCACCAUAAACUUUCUGUCCAAAAAAAUUCAUCAUUCUGUGUUUCCUAUUCCUCUACCAAUUUUGGAUCCACUUUUCUUCCAUGACUUUUUAUUUUUCUCAAAAUUCUUCUAUGCGGUGCUGUUGGAAACCAUGUGCCCCACAUCAACAUCCUUCAUCUUAUCAACCCUUUCUUUUACUUUGUCAAAAGGUCCCAGAAGGUUAAUUAGACAUAAUUUGUCUGUUAACAAAUCCGUCUGACUCUUCAAAAUCAAUCCACAUUUUCCAUGUCACUAUUAAUUAUCUCAAAUAGUUUCCAGAAGUUUUUCCACUACUGAUGUCACAUUGUCUGGUUUGUAACUGCGGGACUGACCUUUACAAUAUUUUUAACAGAAGCAUAACACUUGCAUUUCUCCAGUACCAUCCCCAAAUUCAGGGAAGGCUGAAAUAUAAAUGGAAGUGCCUCUGUAAUUUUUACUCUUAAUUCCUAUGUCUCAUCUGGUCCAGGUUUCUUAUCAACUUUCAAGUUUCAAUAGCUUUUCAUCACUUUUUUUGAUCUUUCUAGUGACCUGAGAUUUCCUCUUCUGUCACCAUUGCCUGGGCAGCAUCUGACUCAUAGGUAUAGCAAAGUACUCAUUUAACACUUUAGCCUCUGAGUCUAAACCUCCAUUUUUAGUCCCUAAUUCUUCCUUCAACCACUCUUGUUUGAUUAGAUUAUAUUCCCCACAGUGUGGAAGCAGGCCUUUCAGCCCAACAAGUCCACACCGCUCCUUGGCCAUACCACACACCCCUGAACAUUAUGGGCAAGUUAACAUGACCGAUCCACCUAGCCUGCACAUCUUUGGACUGUGGGACGAAACCAGAGCACCUGGAGGAACCCACGCAGACACAGGGAGAAUGUGUAAACUUGUUGAUGUGCCAGUUGAAGACUUUGAAAUUUCCUUUUAGGUUACCAGCCAAUUUUUUUUUCAUAAUCCCUCUUUGCGGCUUGUAUUUGGUUUUUUUUAUCUGCUUUCUGAAAUUUUUGCAUUCAUCAACUGCAUUUGUUUGCCCUCACUUUUCCCUUUGACAAAUUAUACUUUAAAACUGCCCACAGUAUCUUCUCUUUGAAGGUAUGCUAUUGUUCAGCUACUGUUUUACCCACUAGUCUUUGGUUCUCAUCUAUCUGGCCCAGCUUUGUUCUUGCCUUUUGUUGAAGUCUGCUGUGCACCUAUUAAUGUUCUUAUUCUGGACUGACAAUGUCACUUUGUACUGUUGUCCUCAACCUUACAAUAUAGUGAUCACUGUUCCAUAAUGUUUCUCAUUGUCAUUUCGUCUACUUGGGCCACUUCAUUCCUAAGAACUCAGUCAAGCUUCUAGACAUGUAUGACUCACUACUUUCCUCCAUAUGCAAUACUGUUUUUUUAUUUUCCACAUACCCUGAUGCAAUGCAGUUAAACUUGAAACAUCCUUGUAGUAUUUUUUUCAACUUCUUAUAUAAGGAAGUACCCACUUAAUUGGAAAGAAAAUAUUCCUUAGAAAGAACAUACUUCUAAACCUAACAUUGAUCUCAUAAGUUAUUAACACUUUUAAUAAGAUAACAAUGUUAAUACUAACCUGCUGGCAACUUGUGUGAUUUAGUUUUCACACAUAUAAAGUGUAAAAUCACAGACACCUUUAUUUUCUCUUUUCUUUAUAAUGUUUGUUGAUCAAAGGCUGUAAAGCCUUUUAUAAUUUCGGCAAAGGGGAGAUUGUACCUCUCUUCAGCUCUAUCAGUGUUGGAGUGAAUGUUCUUGAGUUGAAUAGUACAACUGCUGAGCAACCACUGCAUAUGCACAUUCUGUGCCUGAUUGUAAACAUGUCAUUUGAAACAUAGAAGCUUUGAUCUGAAUCAUCUGUUUAUAUAUUCUGUAGUUAGGUAAGCAACAAAACAAUCUAUCCACAAAUGCUAAAGUUAUUUACUUAUUAUGUGAACAGUAAAUCAAAUGAAAAUUACAAUCAUUUAAGAAUGACUCAUCAGCUGUAGAGUCAAUAUCCAAGAAUGAACUGUUUCUGUUUCCACAUACCUUUAUUUCCUGUUGAUGGAUAAUCACCACAGCUGUAAAUGAUGCAUGCAGAAAGUCAGUUAUUUAGAUAAUCUGUACCUAUUCUA